Messenger RNA from Drosophila hydei, 1119 nucleotides. RefSeq lists its product as uncharacterized. The transcript has 2 exons. Lineage: Eukaryota; Metazoa; Arthropoda; Insecta; Diptera; Drosophilidae. The record is from RefSeq and is a predicted model, not a curated record. The coding region runs from base 622 to 1104 and encodes 160 amino acids.
GUGAAGUCAAUUAUUUUGCACCUCAUGUUCAGAGUGACUACAAUAUCAUAGUUGAAUAUCAUAAUUACAUUUAUACAUACAUAUGUAUAUAUAUCAGUUGAGGAAAUGCUUAAGUACCAGCAACAUAAAAAUUGUGACAAAAGAUUGUGAAAGUUAUCUUUAAAACAAUAAUUAUAUGGUGAACUGAAGAAAAAAAUAAAUUAUAAAAUAGGAAGAACAAAAUUGCUAAACCAAAUGUACUAUCUCGUAGCGUACAGUUAGCAAUUAUUACAGCCGAAAGGCUGUAGCAAUCAUAAAAAAUAUAAGACGGAAAUAUAAAUUAAAUAACCAUAUCAAUAUCAGUAUAGCUUGCUGAAUAACCAACACAAACUUGCAGCAUAAACCACCCAAAAAUUUCAGCCCACGUUUAGAAAAUCAAUAUUAAUUCUAGUCUAACUGAAUUUUGUAUGGUGGCAUUUUGUAGCUGUCAGUAUAACUUUGAUUAUAUACAAAUGGCGAGUCUUCGAUUUUUUUAAUUUUUAUCGUGGAUUGUACUACGAAAUUCUACAGAAAAAUUAUAUAAUUGCCUAUAGCGGGGUUCCUGCUACAGAGGUUAGUUUAAUUAUACAAGCUGAUUCUGAAAUGGUAAAAGGUCACACUGGGACAUUUACAAUGCGCUUAGUUCGAAGUAAAUUACGCAAACGAGACGAAUCCCGUUCUGAAUACACAAAUGGUGAAGUCAAGGAUCAUCAGGACAGAGAAGAUGAUUAUCCAGCUCCAAAAAAUUUUGAAAAUUCUGAAACACAGGCCAAUAAAACUUGUAACACUUUUAUUAAAGACAACCAACAUGUAACGUUCCUUCGAACUAGUGGCGUUACUGCUGAAGUUGUUGAACACGCAGAUGUAACAGAAAAUCCGGAGUGGACGUUUCCCCCAAAAGCACCAGUACCUCAUAUCUAUCAUAUAAAUCAGGAGAUGUUGGUAGCUAACGAAAAAUUAGGCUUUAGAGGAUUUCGCAAACAGUUCAGUGGUCGGUUUAAACGUUUAGUUGCUCGAAAGCUUGAGCCUGCACCAGUGAUACCCCCAGAACUAAAACCGCAACUAAAAACAAUAUAUGUAUAUUAAAAAAUGUAUAUAAAU